AUGAGCACAAAUGCCAAUCAACAUUAUAAUAUACUUUUUCUGUGUUUGUUUUUGUAUCAAUCAGGAAGUAAUCAAUCGGAAUAUCGUUACUUUCUUGAUAAAAAUCCACUUGUCGAAUCAGAACAAUAUUUAGCCCUCAAAGACGCAACAACUAUUCGAUUAGAUCCUGACAAGGAAGACCGUGUCAGAAAUUUAAUGCUUAAACUCGCUGAACGUGUUCAUGCACGUCGUCUACAAUUGUUUCCAUUGUUUGAAGAUUUUGAUAGAGUUCGUAAUGGUCAUGUAACACAAAAUCAAUUUUUACGCGUACUAAAUGAUCUUUCUCUAAUGAAUUUAUUAACUGGUUUUGAAAAAGAUAAUUUAUUAGAAAAGUUUCGAGUUCGUGUUGGUGGACGAGAUGAUAUCGAUUAUCUUACAUUUUGCCAUGAACUUAAUGCUUUAGCUGGCUUUGAAGCUGGUAUACCAUAA
Rotaria socialis is the source of this 468-nucleotide messenger RNA. Lineage: Eukaryota; Metazoa; Rotifera; Eurotatoria; Philodinida; Philodinidae. The record is from the annotation of a GenBank genome assembly.